AAGUGGAGGAGGAGGAGGACAUUGUUGUAAUAGCCCAGCUCCAGAGGAUGAGCGGAGCAUGCUGCACACAUUUGGCACAGAUACACGCAAAGAUUUCAUGUUUUCCAUCGCCAUCUGAAUAAUGAACCGUCUGUGGUGAGACUGUCGCGCCGUAUGGACACAUUUUCUUCUGGGAACAGAGUUCAUUCAGCCGAGGCUCCUCAGCGCGUCCGUGUGGAUGAGACGACAUGAUGCCAGCGACAUAAAAAUCAUAACAUCUGUACGGUGUGCAGGGCUGCUGGAUUAAGCCUCUGUGAAUCGACUCUGCCUGUGUGCAGAAAACCCAGCGGAGCACAGGACGACACUUUCCCCCCGACAAAAGACUGGCAGAGGAGGUAAAAUAAGGACAGUUGUAUCCCUGAAGGCCUUUGAAGCACACAGUGAGAGAGGAUGAUAGAUUGACAUUAAUGGGAUUUUUUUUUCUCCCCUGCGUUUUCCACACAAGACCUCAUUAAAGCAAUAUUCACGGAGAAAAUACGCUGGGUAGGUCUGAAUGCUCUGCGCCCAGAAGACAGGAACCUAAAUAAAGGUGUCACAUGCUUUUCUUUCCAGUUUGCUUGCAGUGUUUCCAUACAUAGCAUAGCCUAUCAUCCGGCACAAACUACAUGAAGAUAGGAUGAAGACCAUAUGUUGAGUCGACGCUGAGCAUCUUGGAUACCGAAAGCUGCACUUCCCAAGUUGUUCGCAUCUCAGCAAAAUUUUGAAGACUUCUCAGGUAGUACUAAGGUUAGGUGUAGUUUUGUAGGAAGGGAUAACAAAAUGGGGAGCGACAGUGAGAUUUAUAACAGAGAAUUGUCAAAGAUGUCCGACGACGAUUUGUUGGCAUGCUCCAAGGAAGAGCUAGUGAGUCGGCUGCGUAAAGAGGAGUCGGAGAAAAUAUCCGCUCUCAUUCAGCGCGGACGGCUGAUAAAAGAAGUCAAUAAACAAUUACAGGGACACCUCCUUGAAAUCAGGGAAUUGAAGGUCAUCAAUCAGCGUCUGCAAGAGGAAAACACGGAGCUGCGUGAUUUGUGCUGCUUCCUCGACGAUGAUCGGCUCAAAGUGAAGAAGCUGGCCAGGGAAUGGCAGCUGUUCGGGCAUCACGCAGCCAAAGUGAUGCGGGAGGACCUGGGCGGAUACUUGAAAAAAUUGGCUGACCUGGAGCGCAUGCAGGACGGGCUGGUGAAGGAGAAUUUGGACCUGAAGGAACUGUGUUUGGUCCUGGAGGAGGAGUGUGUCAGUAGAAGUGACUCCAGCUCCGGUGGGUCAGCUGAGCUCAACCUGCCUUGCAUGGUGGCCCGGGACCUGGGAGACGGAAGCUCCAGCACCGGUAGCGUCGGGAGUCCGGACCAGCUCCAUCUGGUGUGCUCUCCUGAUGACUGAGGGCAGGGCCCGGCGUGGUUUUGGUCAGUGGCCUGGGCUACUGCUGCUAUUUGACAUUCAUGAAGAAGUUAGGCUAGGGCUGAUUUGUUGGACUGAACAUGGAGACACACACACAGGAACAUGUUCAAGCAGGCUGACUUGCCAGAAAAAUACAAACACCAUGGCUUAAGUUGGUACAAAAGCAUCUCUGAAUGCUGCAAAGUUUGUGUGCCACAAGGUUUUGACUUAAAGAUCCUACCACUAUUGACUUUUUUCAGGACCUACAGAAACAUUCAAUCCAGGCUUUUGCCAGCUGUAAUGUAAUCAAAUUUUACAUUGUUUUUCCUAAUAAGUCUUCUGUUUUGGGGAAAAUUCUUCUUUUUCAGGUGUCUGUUGUUGGAAAAAUGGGAUCAAAAAAGUGGGUCGCAUAUAAUUUUAUCUCAUGCACUGGACUAGCCUACACUGGUAGAAGCUUUUUGUAUUGCACUGGACAGCGCUAUCUUGGAUCUUUAGAUCAUGUAUCUAAAGAUUCAUUUCAAUCCAGUUUUGAGCCAUAUUAGUCCACUGAAUUCCAAUAGCACUGAAAUAGAUGAGUUGUGAUUAAAAAAAGAUAUUUGUUUUUGUUAGAGACCCAGUAACAAUGUGUAGGCUACUAGUUUAUGCAUUCUCUUCCUCAGGACAGGAUUGGAGUGCCAUAUGUGCAUGAUGAUUAUCACGAUUUGUACAGGCCUGCUAACCAAUCUGACUUUGAGGCCCUUCAGGUUUACUCUGGGUGGAGCUGGUGUGCAUAAAAUACAUGUACUGAUGCCUGGGAAGAGCCAUCAUACUAGUUUAGGUCUCUGAUCAGAUAUGAUAUAAUUGAUAUCAGAUAUCAUUGGACCUCAUUCAGAACUGAACUGCACAUGCCUAAGUUCUAUCAGACACUUUUGUAUCAAACUGGAAACUCUUUGUAUCAAACUGGAAGGUCUAUAGGUUUUCUGUAGUGGUUUAUAUACAUGGACCAGAGAAGCUGUUUUAAGUCACUUGUAUUUCAUUUUGUUAUUACAUUGUUGUUGUUGAUGUUUUUGAUUAGCAUAUCACAGCUAAUACACGACCUGUUUAAGUUGGCAACGGUCAGCACCCUGUGUAACUUCAUGCUUUGUGUUUACUCUGUAACAUUAGAGAUAAUCUUCUCUUCUACUCUCCUUUACCUUGAUUUAUCAGUAUUAACUUGCAUUAAUUAACAAGUACAGAUUUCAGUUUGAAUCAUAGGCAAUGCACAUGGACUGGAAAAGAUUUGCUUUGUUGUUGGCUGUUAUUGGUGGGCUAUGCUCGUAGUGCAUUGAAGAGCUUUAAAUACAGUGGUUAUGACACUU
Messenger RNA from Myripristis murdjan (pinecone soldierfish), 2735 nucleotides. It is a transcript of the gene ccdc85b, whose product is annotated as coiled-coil domain containing 85B. Gene Ontology annotation, biological process: negative regulation of DNA-templated transcription. Bases 799 to 1401 code for a protein of 200 amino acids. The transcript has a single exon. Lineage: Eukaryota; Metazoa; Chordata; Actinopteri; Holocentriformes; Holocentridae. Gene Ontology annotation, cellular component: nucleus. The record is from RefSeq and is a predicted model, not a curated record.